Messenger RNA from Triplophysa rosa, 6251 nucleotides. It is a transcript of the gene amigo1, whose product is annotated as adhesion molecule with Ig-like domain 1. Bases 587 to 2065 code for a protein of 492 amino acids. NCBI's taxonomy places the organism in Eukaryota, Metazoa, Chordata, Actinopteri, Cypriniformes, Nemacheilidae. Gene Ontology annotation, biological process: brain development. The record is from RefSeq and is a predicted model, not a curated record. Gene Ontology annotation, molecular function: protein binding. The transcript has 2 exons.
UACUCACUUGCUCAAGAGAUUAAUAGAAUUUGUUACAAUCGUCUUCGUCUAGUUUUGUGCCACUUUUAAUUGUACUUAGCGUUGAAAUCCAUGCAUGACUUUGUAUAAAGUUAUAUGAAGCUAUACAUUAAAAUUAAAGCGUUCACUUAAAGGAGCGCAAAUGUCGAGAAAUGGAUUCGGAGAGCGGACCUUUGAAUCACUGGUGUCUGACACCAGCAAGGCUAACAAACAGCAGUAAUGAUUUCAAAGGUGCGUAUGUGAGAUAUUAUGUGCUUUCUCUAUGCAGACUCGCACUUGAGUGUUUCUCUGAGCAGGUCUGCUCAUGCGCUCCUGGCGGCUGAUGCAUAUGGGGAGAUGCUGCUGAAAUGAGGUGCGCGCGUUGCGGCUGCUUUAUUUACACACAACUCGCACCGCAUCGUCUUAUGAUAUGGACUUUCCGAAGGGAUUGUUAUUGCUCCGCGGUGAUACAUCUCGAGCUUUAAAUGUGCAACGGGAUCGUUUCCACAAGCUGUUCUUCCAAACACUGUGAAAAGGAUUUAAACAAAAGUGGAUUUUUGUGACUUCACAUUUUACCUGCGUGUCAGAAAUGCCCCCUUCUAAUAAAUGGUGCGUCAGGUGGGCUGUUUGCUUGUCCUUUGUUCUUGCACUGAUCCCCUGGGCAAGGGGAUCACUGAAUUGUCAUAAAAUGUGCAUAUGCGCCAGUAACAUUGUAAGCUGCUCCAAGGUGAACUUGACCGGAGUCCCGAACGACCUGCCCAACUACACGUCUGUGCUCGAUCUCAGCUUCAAUAAUAUAAGCGGACUGCGUGCACAAUGGACCAAGCACAAACUGCCUAACCUCCACAACCUUUUACUUAGCCACAACAGGUUGAAUUUUCUCUCCUCCGAGGCUUUCGUUUCCGUAAAGCAACUGCGCUACCUGGAUCUCUCGUCCAACCUAUUACGACAGCUGGAUGAGUUCAUCUUCGAGCCCCUGAUCCACCUGGAGGUCUUGCUGCUCUACAACAACCACAUCUCGCAGAUCGACCGCACUGCCUUCACAGGUCUUAUUAGCCUACAGAAGCUCUACCUGAGUCAGAAUCUGGUGUCUCGGUUUCCUUCGGAACUGAUCAAGGACAAGAGCCGACCGGAGAAGAUGAGCCUUCUGGACUUGUCUUCCAAUCGGAUCAAAGUUCUCCCCAUCGCGGAUCUGCAGGCCUUACCGGCCUGGGUGAAAAAUGGCAUGUACUUCCACAACAACACUCUCAUUUGUGAUUGUGAGCUGUACAGUUUAAUGGCUCACUGGUAUAUCCGACGGCUCAAUUCGGCUGUGGACUUUAAGGACGACCUUACCUGUGUGCAUCCUAGCCCUGAUAAGCGAGUGCUCCGUGUGUAUGAUCUGAAUACUCAUAUAAACUGCAGCACUUUUAAAGAAACAGAUGAAGAGGCUUAUUUGGAGCAGACAAUCACCCUCAGAUGUGAUACUCGACAUCAGGACAUGUCCAAGACCUGGAUGCUACCCGGAAAUGUAAUACUCACCCCUGGCAAUAACCAGAGUUACAAGGUUGACAAAGAUGGAAGCCUUAAGAUAACAUCAAUAAAACCUGAGGAAUCAGGAGUGUACACAUGCUUCGCCGUGAGCGAAUACCUCAAUGAAACGCUCUACGUGGUGGUGAAGGUUCACAACUUCACCAUCAAUGGCAACAAUGACUCCCUCAACACAGCUUACACCACACUGGUCGGCUGCUUGGCUAGCGUGGUCCUGGUCCUUAUCUAUCUCUACCUGACACCCUGCCGCUGUUUCUGUUGUCCAGAUCAAGGCAAAUCGAAGAACCUUCACGAAGACAGCAUCCACUCCUCCAUGCUGAGCGUCACUCCGACGCACGAGGACAUGGCAACCAAAGCAGAGCUCAACAGGCACGUGGCCUUCAUUGACCCCAAGGACCUGCAGGGACAGAAUGGAAAGGUGAAUCCAAAAGGUGAGGAGGAAGUGGAUGAGGAAGCCAUGCAGGGAAAAGGAAAAAGAAAGAAAUCUGUUGCAGACUCAAUUAGUUCAGUCUUUUCUGACACUCCCAUUGUAGUCUAAGGAAAGGCUGUUUACGUUAGACAUAGCCAACUGUGAUGGAUGUGAAUCUCGGAUGGACAAAGAGACAGAAACAGUUCUGCCAUCCUCAGUGUUUGGCUGUUUCUGCAAAACGUUUCCAGCAUUUUGAUCUGUAGCACUUAAGUAUAUACUGUGAAAAGGUCUUGCCAUAUUAGUGGACUCUAAACUUGGAACGUUUAGAUGUUCCUGGGAGUUUAGGCCCAACUAGCUGUAGUCUGAAACAUAUGAGGUCAGAAAUUUCUCAACCAUCAGAAUGAAGAACUGCUAGGUUUCCAAUUGAUAAUAGAUUGAAUAUAAUCAUUAACAUCAUAAGCAUGAGCUUUGCAGACUGCUAAUGUUAAGAAUAGAAUGAAUGCCCUUGUAGCUAAUAGAUCAUAUUUACCACUUGUAAUGCUAACUGACCAGCCUUAUCACUUUAUGUAAGCCAUAUCCAGUUGGUCAUUGCAGGAGGAGAGCAAUGCACUACCGCAUUUGAGACUCACAGGAAUUUAGAUGGAAAAACAAAUAGAUAGUUUUUCUGCUACUAUGGCGGAUUAGAAGGCCGUUUUGAAGGAGUCGAACACUGAAUAAGCUUUCUGGUCAUUUUAAACCUGCUUGCAUAAAUAUAUCCCUUCAACUAUGUAACACACAUACCCAUAAUUCAAUGACAUUUAUUUGAGAAUUUUAGAGAAAAAUAAUUCUUAUAACUGUCUUUUUGAAAUUAUUUAUAGAAUUAGCCUUUUAACAGAUGACUAUUUGCCACUACUGGACCAUGACUGAAGAAUCAAUAUUUGUUUCCUGGCGAAACUGGUUUGGCUCUUUAAAUCUAGACUAGUAUGUAGCUGAGUAUUUUAGACGUGAACAUUCAUCAUUUUUAUUUAAAUGUUGGAUAGCAGUUGCCAUUUUAAAAGAACUGAUAUCUACAAGUUCAAAACAAUUUUUAUUGCAAUGGCUGCCCCUCGCAUGACAGGGAUAGUUCAACCAAAAAUUUCAACAAAAUUUCUCUGUUCUGCUGAACACAAAGGAAGAUAUUUGGAAGAAUGUCAGUAACCAAACAGAUUUCAUCCCCCAUUUACUGCCAGAGUAGGGAAAAUAAAUACUAUGGCAGUAAAUAGGGAAUUCGAUUGGUUUGGUUACUAAGUGACAUUCUUCUAAAUAUCUUCCUUUGUGUUCAGCAAAACAAAGAAAGUUAAACAGGUUUGGACCAAUCUGAGGGUGAAUAAAAAAUGACAGAAUGUUAAUUUUGGGGUGAACUAUCCCUUUAAACAUGUCAGAUCUGCUCACUCUCAGCCACUUAAUCUGUCAUGACAACCAGCCAGUGACAUAUUACCAAAAUGCUAAUGAAAUCUUUUAAUAGAAUGAGGUGUCCAUCUGCCUGUGUUUUCUUCUCUAAAAGCUAAGAUGAUUUGAGGCUGGAUUCAAAAGCAAAAACCAUUUCAGACCUCAUUUCAGUUGUGCUGCAGUUUGCACUUAUGAUAGUCAUUGCUGACUCAUCCAUUGUCAAAAGGAAAGUCAUUUUUCUGGAAUACACGGAGAGCCAAUGUAAUCUUCACCUGAUGACAAGCCAAAGGCAGAGGGAAUUUAUUUAUUAAUUUGAGAAGUUCUUGAACAUCUUGAAAUAUUUCAUAUUUCUUCCGCAGAACACAAAAGAAAAUAUUUUGAAGAAUGUUGGUAACCGAACAGUGGCGGUACCCAUUGUCAAAAUGAAAGUCAUUUUUCAGGAAUCCAUGGAGAGCCAAUGUAAUCACCUGAUGACAAGCCAAAGGCAGACGGAAUGUAUUUAUUAAUUCUUGAAUUUCUUGACAUAUUUCUUCCGCAGAACACAAAAGAAAAAAUUUUGACGAAUGUUGGUAACCGAACAGUGGCGGUACCCAUUCACUUCUAUGUAUGGACACGAAACUAUAUGCAAGUCAAUGGGUACCACCGUUGGUCAGUUACUAACAUUCUUCAAAAUAUCUUCUUUUGUAGAAAAUCGUACAGGUUUGAAAUGACAAAUAAUGACAGAAUUUUCAGUUUUGGGUAAACCAUCACUUUAACAAACGUCAAAUAUUUUGAUGAGUUGACUGGCCAGUUUUCUCUCCUUUUAAAUCAUUUCAACAGGCAUAUAGAGGGCUUACAAAGACGCUUUAUUUGCAUAACCAAUAUAAUAGGAGAAUGUUAUGAAUCAUGACUUAACAAUGUGUAAAGUUUUCUGGCUGUGUUUAGGGUGUGACACUCGCUAGAUCCAUCCCAACGACAACAGAUGCGUUGUCUUAAAACACACACAGCGGAUGGUUUACAUGUAUAUCAACCAGACCUGGUGUUCUCAGUUGUAAUCCAAGAAUGAGAUAUUUUAGAACACCAGUAGACCAAACAGUGAUGUCACAGAGAACCAGAGAACCAUACGUGGAUUUUCUGUAGAUACCCUGUGCCAUGCAUACAUUCUGGACUCAUAAAAUCAAUUGUUAAGCAUAUCCUAUGUGUAAAGGCUCCGAUUCGGUUGAGACAGUCUUUCUCCUCCGACCUCUUUCCCUAGUUAAUUACAUCCUGUUUUCUGAACAAGAGAGAGAUUUGGUGAAGCAAUUAAAUGUUUGAUAGGUGGAUGAACUCACAAACAGUAUUAACUCAGGGAGUGGGAAUGACAGAUAAUAACAGCUAUGGCAGACUGCAGUUAUGGUCCCUUACAAGUCUCUCCAGCUGCGAUCCAAAAUUAGUGUAGAGAGGAGGGAAAGAACUUCCCAUCACGAGCCCUGUGGGAGGAGGGUCAGAGAUCUCUGCGGUCGACUCGCUAAGAUCUUUCUUGCAAGAGAUGGAAGAGCAGCAGCUUUCACCCCCUUUGUGUGUUCUUCUAAACUGUGCGUCCUUGGCUAUUUUGCUAUGAGUUCUCGUGCAAGACCAACGCUCAUUACUCAGCAUUUGACAGUACAUCUGUGCUUUGUAUGUUUUUACAGUGUUUAUGAGAUCGUGUCAUUUUGGGUAGCUUUUUCCCUCGAGGUUCCAAAGAGGCUGAAUUCCUUGUGGUUCUGUGUAUUGUUGUUCCUAUACAGUUGUCUAGAUUCCAGUUGUGGCUAUAUUGGUAAACAUAUUUUAAUGACACUGACUGUAAAUGUCUUUUUCUGUCAUGUUGUAUUUUGAAAUCUGAUCACUUUUUGUCUAUAUGUUGGUAUUUAUGGACAUACGUUGAGAAGUCUGUAGAUUAAAAGUCAUGAAGCCAGGUUAGAAUGUUGAACUUUCAAAAUACUUUAGAAAUGGAGAAUAUUAGAUAUAGUGUAUCCGUUCAUCAUGUUGAAGGUGAUGUGUGUAAUUUGUUUGAUCCUAAAAUACUUUCUCCUAGUCAUUCGUGAGUUGAUUUCCCUAAAAAAUGUAAACAGUGUUGUGGUUAUAAAACAUUGCUCCGUUUUUUGAGCAUUUUGACCAGCCCAACACGGUAACAUUGGCUCAACCAACAGCAUGAGUUUGGGGCAGGACUAUCCGUUGACUGUCUAAUGGCAAAUGGGGGAAACAGCACACUUCAUCUUUUGCAUAUGGACUUUUAGAAGAUCAUUGUCAGAAUUGAAAACAAUUGACUAUAAAAACAUGAUUCUGGGUUUGUUUUCUAACAGUGAUAAUAAUCUAGAUUUGAGUAGAUACCCAGAAAAAAAUCUGUAGUUUUGUUUUGUCGUUUUUUGAAACGGAACAAAAUUUACUAGAAGCACAGUAAUGCAGACAUAUCGAUGCCAGUUCUUGAUAUAAUUAUUACAUAAACUGUUUAAACUGUAAAAGCUUUAGACUCCUCUACUUGUGGUCUCUGAAAGCAGUCGGGAAACAUUGUUUGUUAGGUUCGACAUUAGAACUUACUGUAAAAUCUUGAAUGUCAGAAGACUGACUGAGUUUUGGGUGGCACAUAUGAAAAUUCCUUCCUCUCAAUGGUAGGUUCUUGUAGAAAAGUAUUAUUUAUGAAUAAUAUAAAAACCUUAAUAAAAAGUGUAUUAUACUAUUUUUUUGUCGAAUGCUUUCUGUCCAAUGUCAUAUGUUAUAUUUCUGUAAAACAUCAAGUAAUGGUCACUACAAACUGCUGUUGCACGGAAAAAUGAAAGAUAAACAUUUUUUUAAGAACUCUUACAUUCCAAUGAAAGAAUAACAGCAUACAGUUUUGGGACCUGAGGGUAUUCCAAAGACAGAAUUUAAAUGUUUGGCUAAUAUGUACCUUCAAAGGUAUAUAGUUUACCCA